Molecule: messenger RNA, 312 nt
Organism: Ostertagia ostertagi
Lineage: Eukaryota; Metazoa; Nematoda; Chromadorea; Rhabditida; Trichostrongylidae
Source: the annotation of a GenBank genome assembly
UACACCUACGGUGGCUUAGACACCACAAAUUGUGGUCCUGUGCUUGCCUAUCAGCCACUCUCAUCUGCAACCUAUUACCAGUUCAAGCUCAGCGCCGUUGCGUCGGGCACGUAUUCGUCAGCCAAGGGAUGGCAGGCGAUUUCUGACACUGGCACUUCCCUGUUGGCUGCUCCAACUUCGAUAGCUAGCGCCAUCGCUGACGCCAAUGGAGCUAACGCAUGGAUUCUCGGCGAUCCGUUCAUUCGCCAGUACUGUAAUGUCUAUGACGUCGGACAGCAGCAAAUCGGUUUCGCUAACUCACUUCAAAAAUGA